UUAUACACAGUGAUUUUUCUGGCAAGCCUGGUGCUCAACAGCAUUACAAUAUAUGUGUACUUUUGUAAAUCUAUAAAUCAGUCCAGCAUCACAAUCUGUCUGAAGAAUCUGGCUAUAGCAGACUUGUUUGUGUGCCUGUGUUUUUUUUUGAUAUUACGCAUUGCUAAUAUGGCUAGCACGUCAAUGGAAAUUCAGCGUAUCUACUGUAACUUUGGUGCUCCCACUUUCUCUACCCUGAACAUGUACUCCAGUAUUCUCUUCAUGGGCUACAUCGCUGCAAACAGGUACAUGAAGAUCGCACGACCACUGGAGACCCACAUGCUGCAAUCAGUCCGUUCGACCCGCUACAUCUGCAUUGUGACCUGGGCUGUCCUGUUGUGCUUUAGUUGUGCCUACAUUGCUGCGUUUGUCAGUGCUGAUAAACAAACCUUUGCCAACAGUGGAUUUGACUGUGACCGCUUUCAUAACAACUUAGUCAAACAGAUCUACUUGGCCUUGACGAUCACUUCCUUUUCAAUGUUUUUGUUUGUGCUGGUAUCCCUGAUUGUGUUUUACUGGCUGAACAUACAGAAGCUUCGUCAAGCACAGCACACAAUGCCGGAUCAGCCUGGUAACACUAAGCUCAGCAAGUCAAAGCGCAACAUGCAAGUUUUGGUGGUGAUUUUCUGCGUGUGUUUUGUGCCGUAUCAUCUGGUGAGACUGCCAUACGUGGUCAUCAAACCCCUGCUGCACGAGUGCACAGCAGAGCAGGUUUUCUACAUCCUAAAGGAGCUGACCAUCCUGCUCGCAAUACUAAAUGCCUGUUUGGAUCCACUUAUCUACUUUGUCUUUUGCAAGACCUUCAGAGCACAGCUUAACCUUCAAAGAUUUUGCAGAUCGAAAUGAGAUAUAAAGCUCUGGGUUAAAAGUAAAUAUUAAGUUGAAUUACUGGGAUUCUCAUAUCAUUUGCUCACCCUCAUGUUGUUCCAAACCUGUAUGUGUUUUUCUUUCUUCUUUCAAACUCAAAAGAAGCUGUUUUGAAGGAUGUGUGUAACCAAACAGUUUAUUGUAGCCACUGCCUUCCAUUUAUGGAAGACAAAAAUACUAUUAAAGUCAAUGGGGACCAGUAACUGUUUGGUUACCCACAUUCUUCAAAUAUCUUCUUCUGUGUUCAGAAGAAAAGGAAACUCAUACAGGUUUGCAACAACUUGAGGGCGAGUAAAUGACAGAAUUUAAUUUUUUUGAGUGAACUAUCCCUUUUAAGGGGAUAUAUAAUCCUGCUCUAUUACUGUCAUUACUGUCUCAACACUCAGCAUGGGGUGAGAGAGGAGACCAGCUUAAACUGUGCUUAACAAACAUAACAUCCAUAUUUAAAUCUGCUUUGACCCCCCACUAAAUCCUCAAAUGGGCGACUGCAGGGAAUGUCUGACAGAGCUAAUAAUAAUAAAUUAGGAAAACCUUUCAAACAACUGGUAAAUGUUGGUAAAUGUUAUCAGAUGUUUAUUUUGUAAAUGUUCACAUGUUCUUUUUACUGUAAUUUAUUUUAUUGGAUUUGAAUUUAUUUGUAAAAAUUGCAAAGCAUUUAAAUUUAAAGUUACUUUAUAGUGUUUACAGCAAACAGUAGCUAAUUUACAUAAGCGUUUGGAACUUUAAAGAGCAGGUCAUAUGGUAUUUUAAAGUCUCCUAAUAUUGUGUUGAAGUCCCCCACAACAGGUUUAAAUGCAUCUAAGGUCAGAAAACAUUAAUAUUAAAUGUAUUUUCUGAGAAAAUUUCAGAGUCAUUUGCCAAUGAUU
Cyprinus carpio (common carp) is the source of this 1772-nucleotide messenger RNA. Its product is annotated as P2Y purinoceptor 14-like. Gene Ontology annotation, cellular component: membrane. The record is from RefSeq and is a predicted model, not a curated record. Lineage: Eukaryota; Metazoa; Chordata; Actinopteri; Cypriniformes; Cyprinidae. Gene Ontology annotation, biological process: G protein-coupled receptor signaling pathway. Gene Ontology annotation, molecular function: G protein-coupled purinergic nucleotide receptor activity.